This is a messenger RNA of Ostreobium quekettii, 714 nucleotides long. NCBI's taxonomy places the organism in Eukaryota, Viridiplantae, Chlorophyta, Ulvophyceae, Bryopsidales, Ostreobiaceae. The record is from the annotation of a GenBank genome assembly.
AUGAGGCGCGUCUCCAAUCGUCCACAGAUGUGCCCGGCGCCUGGUCCCCAGUGGCGGCAAAUGCGAACACCAUCUCUCCAACGGCCACCGUGCCAUCCCCCUCAUCCCUCACCGCUAUGCCUCAUCUCUUCACCCCCAGCGCUUCUCCGAGCGCAGAGGGCGCCUGAGAGGCACAUAGGCAGGUGCGCGUCGGCCACUACCGGCGGGAUUGGGGAUGGCGGGGCGGAGACGGUGUCAGACGGGUCGGGGAGGCCGCCGUCGCGGUGGGCCCGGUUCAAGAAGGCCGUGUUCGGGGACGCGGCGCUGGAUAGGCAGCGCCUGAAGGACCUGGGCCUGGGCGCCCUCUUGUCGUACUUCUUCGUGAGCAACACCACCAACGGGACCUUCGUGGUGAUCGCGUGGAUCACGCACGUCAAGAGGACCGGCCUCACGCCCCUCGCGAAGGGCCAAUGGCCUGCCUUUCUGGCGGUGUAUGCGGGACUGUUUGCUCUGCAGAACAUCAUGCGACCAAUCAGGCUGGGUGUGGCAUUGGCACUGACGCCCUUCGUGGACCGCUUGAUGCGAUUCAUACAGACUAAGCUGUCCAUGGCCAAGCCCAAGGUGUUUGGCCUGCUGCUGUUCUGCGUGGCUGUGUACACAUUCAGUUAUGUGGGAUUUAUGGCUUGGGUGUUUGGGGGCUUCCCAGGGGCCCCAUCGCCAGUGAGAAUACGAUGA